This is a messenger RNA of Parasteatoda tepidariorum (common house spider), 1685 nucleotides long. Its product is annotated as tubulin alpha chain, testis-specific. NCBI's taxonomy places the organism in Eukaryota, Metazoa, Arthropoda, Arachnida, Araneae, Theridiidae. The record is from RefSeq and is a predicted model, not a curated record. Gene Ontology annotation, molecular function: structural constituent of cytoskeleton; GTP binding. Gene Ontology annotation, cellular component: microtubule. Gene Ontology annotation, biological process: microtubule-based process.
UGAUCCAUUUCGAGCAUGCGCAUUGAGUGCAUUACCUAAUUGGUGCUACUGUGCUCAAAGAUGCGGUGGAAAAACUGCAUCGUGUGAUUCAGGUCUAGGGCGAGGCAACGUAACACGUCUUGCUUAUUGACUCAGAACAUUCCUUCUGUUAAGGUUAAAUAUUUAGAUUUCAACCAUGCGUGAAUGUAUCAGUAUCCAUGUUGGCCAAGCUGGCGUGCAAAUUGGCAAUGCUUGUUGGGAGCUGUACUGCCUGGAACACGGCAUUCAGCCUGAUGGUCAGAUGCCAAGUGAUAAAACCAUAGGCGGUGGAGACGAUUCCUUUAACACCUUUUUCAGUGAAACUGGAGCAGGAAAGCAUGUCCCAAGAGCAGUCUAUGUCGACUUAGAACCGACAGUAGUUGAUGAGGUUCGAACCGGGACCUACCGACAGCUCUUUCAUCCGGAGCAGCUAAUCACGGGAAAGGAAGACGCUGCCAACAACUACGCUAGAGGUCACUACACCAUUGGCAAAGAAAUCGUAGACCUAGUGUUGGACAGGAUUCGAAAAUUGGCUGAUCAAUGUACUGGUCUGCAGGGAUUUCUCAUAUUCCACAGCUUUGGAGGAGGCACUGGGUCUGGCUUCACUUCUUUACUGAUGGAAAGAUUGUCCGUAGAUUACGGAAAGAAGUCAAAGUUGGAAUUUGCCAUUUAUCCUGCUCCUCAGGUAUCCACAGCAGUUGUCGAACCUUACAAUUCCAUUCUUACCACCCACACGACGCUGGAGCAUUCAGACUGCGCCUUCAUGGUCGACAACGAAGCAAUCUACGACAUCUGUCGAAGAAAUCUCGACAUCGAAAGGCCCACAUACACAAAUCUUAAUCGUCUGAUCGGACAGAUAGUAUCUUCAAUCACAGCCUCACUCCGCUUCGACGGAGCACUGAAUGUCGAUCUGACCGAAUUCCAGACGAAUCUCGUGCCAUAUCCCAGAAUCCACUUCCCAUUGGUAACCUACGCCCCUGUGAUAUCAGCGGAAAAGGCUUACCACGAACAACUGACUGUAGCAGAGAUCACCAACGCCUGUUUCGAGCCUGCAAACCAAAUGGUUAAAUGUGAUCCAAGGCAUGGAAAAUACAUGGCUUGCUGUCUGCUGUACAGAGGUGAUGUAGUCCCCAAGGAUGUCAAUGCAGCCAUCGCUGCCAUUAAGACUAAACGUUCCAUACAGUUCGUCGAUUGGUGCCCAACUGGGUUUAAGGUGGGUAUCAACUACCAGCCACCAACAGUUGUACCUGGAGGUGACCUGGCUAAAGUACAGCGCGCUGUUUGUAUGCUCUCCAAUACUACAGCAAUCGCUGAAGCUUGGGCACGACUGGAUCACAAGUUCGAUCUCAUGUAUGCUAAGAGGGCUUUCGUCCAUUGGUAUGUCGGAGAAGGUAUGGAAGAGGGCGAGUUUUCAGAAGCAAGAGAAGAUUUGGCAGCUUUGGAGAAAGAUUAUGAAGAAGUUGGCAUCGAUUCCACCGAGGGUGGUGAAGAAGAAGGAGAGGAAGAAUAUUAAAACUUUUUUUUCCAGGACUUUAACAACAAUGUUGUUUGUCUGCAUUUCUGUCAUACUACGUUCUUGGAUUAUUAUUUUUUACUUCGACCGUAUGGUUAAAUUUGUAUUUGCUUUUUAUUGUUUAAAAAUCUAUUAAAAUCAUUUCAAAAUUGAA